GCCAAGUAUUCCGCGCAACUUAGGACGCGCGGUUUGCGCGGGCAAGUAGACUUGGGAAAUUCCCCGGGGAAGUUUAUUUUGUCUUGCUGUCAGAAACUCGUCAGAAUAGCGGAAUAGCUAUUGGGAUGUUUAAUAUGUUUUGUGCAGCAUUGUGGACCAAUUUAAGGAAUUCAACAUUAUUCAGCUAAGGAUAUCUUCGAGACAUACUCAUCAAUCAGCCGCUGACAAUCAAUUUAACAUGCACACCUAUGGGAAAAUCGGGUGCUGUAGUUUUGCGGUAGCUGGGAUUCUGCAUCUUUGCACCACAGUUUUUAUUUGUCUUUACCUACACCCAGUUGAAGUUGCUCAUCAAGAAGAAAAACACACAAUAGGAUUGCAUUAUAUUACAGUCAGUUCAUUUGUCUUGCUAGCAGUCAGUUGUCUAAUAUCUCGACUGUUGUUUCAAGAACAACAUUACCAAAUUGUUUGGAGAUCAUUAUUACUUGGAAUUGGUCAAGCAUUUGGAAUAACAAUUGCAUUAUGUUGUAGUGCAAACUAUACCUCUCUUGGAUGGUACAUCUUGAUUAUGUCCUUUUUCCAUUUCUCUGAGUUUGUUGUCACCUCAGUAAUCAGGCCCCAAAAUUUAAGUUUGGAAAGCUUCUUGCUCAAUCAUAGUAAAGCAUAUGGUAUUGCAGCAUUAAUAUCUUGGAUUGAAUAUUGGACUGAGUUUUGGCUGUUCCCAGGCUUUAAAAAUGCUUACUGGAUAAGUAUGCUAGGUCUCCUUCUUUGUAUUGGAGGAGAAGUUUUAAGGAAGACUGCAAUGCUGACAGCCUUUCACAACUUUGAUCAUCUGAUCAGAACUCGCCGAGAAGAACAACAUCAACUUGUUACUACUGGAAUUUACAGCCUAUGCCGUCAUCCAAGCUAUGUCGGUUGGUUUUAUUGGUCCAUCGGUACGCAAAUCAUUUUGUGUAAUCCUCUGUGUGCCGUUGCUUAUACGUUUGCAUCAUGGAAAUUUUUCCAUGAACGUGUGUUUGAAGAAGAAGUAACUCUUCUCCACUUCUUUGGUCGUGAUUAUGUUGCGUAUCAGUCAAAAGUGCCUACUGGUUUACCAUUCAUUCACGGUUACAAUAUGUAAUAAGUCAUACUCCCCUGCUGAAGACUCGUAGUUCAAUUUCACUUCCAGCUGCAAUACGAGUAAUGAAUUGUACAUUUUUGCUGUCUAUGACCUAAAUGGUUAGUAUUAGGUUAAUAAAAAGUGUGGUGUGAUGGUAAAACUUGAGAAUAACACUUGUAAAGAAAAAAAAAAACUUAUGAAAAAGUUGAUUUCCUCUUGUUUAACGUUAUGAUCGAGUCAU
This is a messenger RNA of Daphnia pulicaria, 1337 nucleotides long. RefSeq names its product protein-S-isoprenylcysteine O-methyltransferase-like (gene ste14). Bases 239 to 1117 code for a protein of 292 amino acids. The transcript has 4 exons. The record is from RefSeq and is a predicted model, not a curated record. Gene Ontology annotation, biological process: C-terminal protein methylation. Gene Ontology annotation, cellular component: endoplasmic reticulum; membrane. Gene Ontology annotation, molecular function: protein C-terminal S-isoprenylcysteine carboxyl O-methyltransferase activity. Lineage: Eukaryota; Metazoa; Arthropoda; Branchiopoda; Diplostraca; Daphniidae.